Cavenderia fasciculata is the source of this 357-nucleotide messenger RNA. RefSeq lists its product as uncharacterized. The transcript has a single exon. The coding region runs from base 1 to 357 and encodes 118 amino acids. NCBI's taxonomy places the organism in Eukaryota, Evosea, Eumycetozoa, Acytosteliales, Cavenderiaceae. The record is from RefSeq and is a predicted model, not a curated record.
AUGAAAUACAUUAGACAAUUGAUAUUCAAUCAUAUUAAUGAUAUAUCACAGCAAUUGUAUAAAGGCAGUAUUUAUGAUGAUGGUAGACAACGAUCAUUAGUCGGAAGAGAUAUCAUCAAGUUAACAUUACCUCGACUUGAAAUGGUAUCAAAGUUUGCAAUGCCAUGGAACUAUAUUAGUCAUUAUCUACCAACAGAUGUUGAUGAAAUAGAAUUCAAACAAAGAAAAAGAGCUAUUACUCAAUACUGUCAUCAUCGUAAUGCAACGUUGGAUACACUCGUACAUCUAUUGGAAUGGUCUCCCACCGUUCAAAUUGAAUGGAAGUACUUGAAAAACAGUGGUUGUGAUAUAAAGUAA